GCAGGAACUGUACCAGCCCUGGAACCAAGCAGGCUGGACCCUUCUUCCAAGUGACAGUCACCGCCAUGGGGGCUCCGGCCCUCCUGUGGCCUCUCCUGAUGUUGUCAUCGCUUAUAGUGCUUUUUGGCCAACCUCCAGGGACCGUGGCCCAGGGCUGCUCCGUGAACCAGACCUUAUUUGAAAUUGUGGAGAACACUGAUGUCUCUGAGCCGCUGGUGAACAUUUCGACUCAGAAAGACUAUGAGGUGACCCUGGGAGCCUCGUCCACUCCUUCUGCCUUUAAGAUCGACAAUAAUCAGCUGUUUCUCACUGUGAUUCCAGAUUACGAGGAAAACUCACUGCUGCAGGCAGUCCUGGAAUGUAAGAGAGGAAACGUUGUGGUGACACAAUUGCAAGUGUUUGUGGUUGUUCUGGAUGUCAAUGACAAUGCCCCAGAAUUCAGCUUUGCAAUCAAGGAAUUUAAUGUAAGAGAGGACACCGCAGUGGGCACAACCGUCGUCCCGGGGGCAGAGCUGAAGGCCACAGAUGCUGACAAAGAUGACAUCCUGUACUACACUCUCCAGGAAGUGACCCCUAAUGCCAGUAGCUUCUUCUCCCUGGUAAGUGUAAACGACCCUGCGCUGAUGCUGAACCGUUCCCUGGAUUUCUAUAAGAAUCAGAACAUGACUUUCAAGCUGCUGGCACGGGAUACUUGGGAGGAGGAUGCAAAGCUCAACCACACGGCCACUGCCACUGUGGUCCUGACCGUGCUGCCAGCUGACCUACGGACACCCUGGUUUCUGCCGUGCUCUUUUUCGGAUGGCUACUCCUGCGUUCAUGCCCAGUACCGUGGGGUUGUCCCCACGGGACACAUGCUGCCAUCCCCUGUCAUCUUGAGUCCUGGUCCCAUCUAUGCUGUGGACGGAGAUCAGGGCAUCAACGAGCGCAUCAUCUACAGCAUUGUGAAUGGAAACACGGAUGACACAUUUAUCAUCAACACAGACACUGGCAACCUCACGAUGGCCAAAAGUAUCCCCAACCCCAUGACCUUCAUCCUGAUCAUCAGGGCUGACCAAGCUGAUAAGGCCCGCUACUCAGUCACCCAGGCCAUUGUGGAGGCUCGGAAUGUCACUGGGAGCCCACUCCAGUUCUCUCAGAGCCCGUACCUUGGCAUGGUGGUGCUUGGUUCUGAGGCUGGCACAGCAGUGAAAGACAUGAUUUUCCCUUCGAAGAUCCUGAGGAUCCAGGCUCAGUACCCAGGCUUCCCGGAUCUUAACUUGGCCUUCACGUACCAAGUCACCAACUCCUCAGAGUUCACGAUGAGAGGGGAUAUCGUGCUCACCACAGUGGCUAUGGAGCAAGCAGGAGUCUUCUAUAUAGAGGUAGAAGCUACUAAUACUGUGACUAACGAGACAGCCACUACCGUUGUUGAGAUCCGAGUGUCAGAGCAGGAGUCCACAGAGUCCCCCACACCCCCAGAAGCUGGAGGAACAACUGGGUCUUCAAGUAGCACUACUUUGGAGACCCCCACGACCUCUGGGACGUCUCAAGGACCUGCCACAACCAGUUCUGGGGGAAGUGCUGGCCCCUUCCCACCCAUAGGCACAACUCUGAGUCCUCCUGCCUCCUCACCCAUACCUGGGGGGCUCCCUACUCUUGGAAUCAGCACUUCUCCCCAGACAGCCACACCCAGUGGGGGCUCAACACAGACCCCCAAACCAGGAACCUCUCAGCCAUUGGUCCCCAUUACAGGAACCAGCACCUCUUCUCAGCCAGCCACACCCAGUGGGGGCUCAACAGAGACCCCCAAACCAGGAACCUCUCAGCCAUUGGUCCCCAUUACAGGAACCAGUACGUCUUCUCAGCCAGCCACACCCAGUGGGGGCUCAACAGAGACCCCCAAACCAGGAACCUCUCAGCCAUUGGUCCCCAUUACAGGGGCCAGCACCUCUUUUCAGCCAACCACACCCAGUGGGGCCUCAACACCGGCCCCCAAGCCAGGAACCUCUCAGCCGACAGCCACUGGGCCCAUCAGGAGCCCCUCACCUUCAGGAGAAGGCGAGCUGGGUGAUGGCCAGAGAUUUUCCACGGUGGACAUGGCAGUUCUGGGCGGGGUGCUAGGUGCCCUGCUGCUGUUGGCCCUCAUCGGCUUGGUCAUCCUCAUCCAUAAGCACUACCGUCACCGGCUCAAUUGCUGCUCUGGCAAGGCUGCGGCUCCACAGCCGAAUGGCUAUGAUAACCUGACCUUCAUGCCAGACCAGAAGACCAAUUGGUCAACCACCUCCCACUCUCAGCCAGAGCCAGGCCCUGAGUCCUCCAAGCCGCCCUCUGGGCCCCCUAGUCCCAUGUCCUCCAGCCCCACGCCCCCGAGUUCCGCGCCUCCUAGCCCUGUGCCCAGCGCUUCGGGCUCUCCUAACACAGUCCAGGCUGGGGACAGUCCUUCAGCCGUGAGGUCUAUCCUCACUAAAGAGCGACGGCCAGAGGGGGAGGGCGGCUACAAGGCCGUUUGGUUCGGCAAGGACAUCGGGGCGGAGGCUGACGUGGUGGUUCUCAACGAGCCCACUGCAGACGCGGACAGCGCCAGCGCCUCGGGAAGCGAUGAUGAUGACCCUGGCCAGAAUACGAAUCUUCACCUCCACGCCAGUGUCGACAACACUUACAUCUAGAGGGCACCCCAACUCUCCACCCCAAGCCACUCCUUUUCCUCCGCCUAUUAAAGUAGCACUUUCGAAUUCCUAGAGU
Acomys russatus (golden spiny mouse) is the source of this 2721-nucleotide messenger RNA. RefSeq names its product cadherin related family member 5 (gene Cdhr5). The transcript has 16 exons. The record is from RefSeq and is a predicted model, not a curated record. Gene Ontology annotation, molecular function: cadherin binding; calcium ion binding. Gene Ontology annotation, cellular component: adherens junction; plasma membrane; catenin complex. Gene Ontology annotation, biological process: multicellular organism development; adherens junction organization; homophilic cell-cell adhesion. NCBI's taxonomy places the organism in Eukaryota, Metazoa, Chordata, Mammalia, Rodentia, Muridae. Bases 66 to 2645 code for a protein of 859 amino acids.